AGAGGGCUGCGGAGCGCCGGAGGAAGAAAGGGGAGGAGGACGAGGAGAAGGAGGAGGAAAACCCCUGUCCAGGAGGUGGAGCGAGGGGACUGUGUCCGCCUCCUGUUCCUCUCUGCCGUUUUUUUUCCAGAGGAGCCGGAGCCGGGACACUGCGCGGCGAGAGGGACGCGCACAAAGCCGUGGGUGCGCGCUGGCGCUGGGACGAGCGCGGGGCGUGGCGGGGCGCGGGGGCGCUGGCGGGCGCGGAGCGGCGGGGACCAUGCCGGGCGAAGUCUCCUGAGCGCAGCCCGGGCCUCCCCGCCCCCACGGGCUGCCCUCGGCGCGGCCCUCUCUCCCCAUGUGCAGCCGGCCGGCCGCGCUCCCCUCGCGGCGGAGGGUGACCUCUUCCUGGCCUCGGCCGGCUGUGCGAGGCGGCGGAGCAGGCGAUGAAGAAGAAGCAGCAGCAGCAUCCCGGCGGCGGCGCGGAUUCCUGGCCCCAUGCGGCCCCGGCCGGGGUCGCCCCGGCGGGCCUGGGCGGUUGGAGGCGCCGGGUCUCCCUGCUGCCCCUCCUGCGCUUCUCCCUCCGGGACUACGGUUUCUGCAUGGCCACCUUGCUGGUCUUCUGCUUGGGCUCCCUCUUCUACCAGCUCAGCGGGGGACCCCCUCGCUUCCUCCUGGACCUGCGACAGUAUUUGGGAAAUUCCACUUACUUGGAUGACCACGGACCCCCUCCUAGUAAGGUCCUUCCCUUCCCCAGCCAGGUGGUGUACAACAGGGUUGGCAAGUGUGGGAGUCGCACUGUGGUCUUGCUUCUGAGAAUCUUGUCAGAGAAGCAUGGAUUCAAUUUGGUCACGUCAGACAUUCACAACAAAACCAGGCUGACUAAAAAUGAGCAAAUGGAACUGAUUAAAAAUAUAAGUACUGCUGAACAGCCCUAUUUAUUCACUCGACAUGUUCAUUUCCUCAACUUCUCAAGGUUUGGAGGAGACCAGCCCGUCUACAUCAACAUCAUCAGAGACCCUGUCAGCCGGUUCUUAUCUAACUAUUUUUUCCGUCGCUUUGGAGACUGGAGAGGGGAACAGAAUCACAUGAUCCGCACCCCCAGCAUGCGGCAAGAGGAGCGCUACCUGGAUAUCAAUGAGUGCAUUCUUGAAAACUACCCUGAGUGUUCCAAUCCCAGAUUAUUUUACAUCAUUCCGUAUUUUUGUGGACAGCAUCCCAGAUGCAGGGAGCCUGGUGAGUGGGCCCUUGAACGUGCAAAGCUGAACGUGAACGAAAACUUCCUGCUCGUGGGGAUUCUCGAGGAGUUGGAAGAUGUGCUGCUUUUACUGGAAAGAUUUUUACCUCAUUACUUCAAGGGCGUGCUCAGCAUCUACAAGGACCCAGAGCACAGGAAACUUGGAAACAUGACUGUGACGGUGAAGAAGACCGUGCCCUCCCCCGAGGCCGUGCAGAUUCUCUACCAGCGAAUGAAAUACGAGUACGAGUUCUACCACUACGUCAGGGAGCAGUUCCACCUGCUGAAGCGCAAGUUCGGCCUCAAGUCCCGCGCCAGCCGGCCCCCUCUGCGCCCGCAGUUCUUCAUCCCCACCCCUCUGGAAACCGAGGAGCCCAUGGACGACGAGGAGCAAGACGAUGAGAAGUGGCUAGAAGAUAUUUAUAAGAGGUGAUGCCAGCUCUGGUUGCCUCCAUGGUUGUAUCUCCUUUCCAGAAAGAUUUUUGUUUGAAGGAAGAAAAAUCCUGAUGGGACUUUAAAUUAAUGCUCGGGUGCAUUAAAAAGAACAAAACAUUCCCACAUGGUGGGGUCACUGGGAGAUGCCCGGUUUUGCGGGUGGUGUUUGUUUAAUUUUAUUCUAUGCUUUCUCUUGGCUCCUUGGGGCCUUCCCAGAUAUACAAAUGUCUCCAUCACAAGGCAUCAUGUCAUAAAAUAGCCUUUUCCUCCCCUCCCGCAUAGGAUGGAAGGAAGAGGAGAAAUAUAUUCCAUAGCCCAAUAAUUUAUCAUUUGUAAAAUGAGUUGUAAAAAUAUUACCUCGGUGGUAGAAGAUAUUCAGACUUGUUUAUGUCAGUAGAAAUAUAAAACCACUUCACAGACCAGGGAGUCUGCUCAAGAAGUAUCUAAGAAGAAAAGGUAAGGUAAGAGCAGCAAAGAAAGGAUGUCCCUGGUUAAAUGGCUUCUGCCCAGGAGCAGAACACUGUCACCAAGAGCAGUGCACUUAUCUCUGAAAGAACAAGUCAUCUUGUGCCAUGUCCCCAAGCCAUCAGAACCUGGAGAACCUUUCCAAGUUAAAGUGCAUGGCAGGUUCUACUGAGACAUUCCAAUCUCAGGCACCAUUCUGACAGUCACCAAAGUAGCACAGCAAGGAAAAGGAUUUGUUUGCUGAGUAAGGAAGAGUAUACGCAGCACAGAGCCAAUCAGGGGGCCAUGUGGCAACAGCAAAAGAGCACAGUCAUGUGCUUUGCAGCCAAUCUGAAACAUCUGUGUUCCUGGCAGCAGUUUAAGUGGAAGUUCCAGGAACCAGUGUAGCUCUGGCAUUCAUUUUUAUGGUAGGAACUCUAAACCUGACCACAGACAGUGCAUAAUCUCUGAAGUCCACCCCUGCCCACCUAAGAUCUUAUCUGGUAUCUGGUACCUGUCUGCUUUUAGUAAUAAGGGGUUCUGAGCUCUAUGCAGGCAGCAAUAGAACUAUAGCCUCAUUUUUUAUGGAAUCUGUUUACUCUUAAGAACUUACCAGGGACAUCAAAGACAGAAAAAUAAGGAGUCUGGGUAGAAGACAGCCCAGCUUUAUGAAGCUUUUUAAAGCGGGUGGAUCCUACUAUGUGAUCUCCGUAGAUGCUAGGCAGUCCCAUUACCUCUGACUAUUCCAUCUGCCCACCCUCCACCCCAUCACCACCCCACCCCCAGUUCAAUUAUUAGAAAUCUUUUCCCUUAAAUUCUGAAGUUAUUUUUCACCUUUUUAAAAAGUCCCGGAAGUGCAUAUCCUCCUGAGGGGAUGACCCUAGGAGUCAGGAUGCAGAGGUAGAAGUCAGACAGGUGCUUGUGAGAAACACUGUGCUCCAUGUUUGCCUCUUAGAGCCAGCUCAGCAAGAGUCAUUUUAGAAAAGUGAGUCAAAGGGCUUAAGACUUAAGACUUUAGGCCAUUUACACAUUUUCUGCUUUUCAGAAAACAACAGUCUCUAGAAUUUUUUUUCCUUCCUCACUAAAACUAAACAGUGGCCAAUAUAUAAAGCAAGUCACUUGGAACCUGCCCAGUGUGUGGUAAAGCUACUUUCUCAUGAGAUGUAUUAAAAAGGCUCCAGCCCAUAGGCAUCCAGUGAAGGCAGGGACCACAGAGGCACAAAGUCCAGCACUUGUGAGUUUUCUGCUUCAUGCGACUGAGGCAGCAGAGUGAGUAAGGUACACGUUCGCACAGUCAGAAAUGUCCUCUGUCCUGUGCAGAGAGGCCAGGGCCCUACUACUAGGCAUGAUUUUAAAAACAACUUUAAAAACAGCUAUACUCAAAACAGUUUAAGAAGUGCUGUGAAUACGAUAUAUUGUGAGACUUUUCUAUUAAAUUACAUAAGAAGAAUGAUGGUAAGUUUACACACUGUGCAGUCUCACAAUCUGAAAAUAAAGUUCUGAUGAUUGUUUUCUCUGCUGUUGUUAGAGCAGCAGAAUAACUGGUCAUUCAACAAGUGCUCCUCUUUCUGCAAGUUCCCACAGGCACAUCUGCUUGAGUGUCAAAGGUACUUAUUUUUGGCAGUGAUCAGUACAACUUCACAACAAACGAUGCCAACUGAUUAUUUGUAGGGACUUCUUAUUUUGCUCCAAUAAAUAGCCCCUACUUCCUAAAAGUCAGGGCACUUCAUUGGUUUAUUUGGUACACAUGACAACAUUUAUUUGGCCCUGGGUCCAAUACAGUUUGUACUUAAUAAAAUAUAUUGUACAUUUUACAUAGUUUAAUUUAAAAAGUACAUUUUAAGCUAGUUGUUCUUUGACUGCCUUAUUUAUUAUAACCUUUCAGCACAUUCCAAUGUUUUAGUUACUCAGGAAGGAGUUAAUUAAAAUGAUUUUAUUUUGGUGUGAUGGAUGUUUUCUAAAAGGAAAAUUAUUAUUAUGAACCCUCCGCCUACUUUCCUUGAGUGCUAUAAAAGUGCUUGUAAAUCUUUUUUUUCCCUAAAGAAGAAAAAAUGAUAUUUGACAUUGAUGGAAAUUCAAAAAUAUAUAUGGAACUGAAACAUAAUCUUAGCUAAAAUAAAAACAAUCUGUGUUUGA
Cavia porcellus (domestic guinea pig) is the source of this 4231-nucleotide messenger RNA. It is a transcript of the gene Ust, whose product is annotated as uronyl 2-sulfotransferase. Gene Ontology annotation, molecular function: sulfotransferase activity. Gene Ontology annotation, cellular component: membrane. The record is from RefSeq and is a predicted model, not a curated record. The coding region runs from base 426 to 1649 and encodes 407 amino acids. Lineage: Eukaryota; Metazoa; Chordata; Mammalia; Rodentia; Caviidae. The transcript is spliced from 8 exons.